Molecule: messenger RNA, 2229 nt
Organism: Lizanozyma spartinae
Lineage: Eukaryota; Fungi; Ascomycota; Pichiomycetes; Serinales; Debaryomycetaceae
Gene: CAS1
Product: ATP-dependent DNA helicase
Exons: 1
Coding region: 1-2229 (742 amino acids)
Biological process (GO): cellular response to gamma radiation; cellular response to X-ray; telomere maintenance
Cellular component (GO): Ku70:Ku80 complex; nucleus
Molecular function (GO): double-stranded DNA binding; damaged DNA binding; telomeric repeat DNA binding
Source: RefSeq, a predicted model, not a curated record
AUGUCGUACGUUUAUGAGUCCAAUGAAGACUCGGAAGACACGUUUAAGCAAUAUGAGAUAAGGGAGGGGAUUGUAUUCCUUGUUGAUGUGACACCCUCGGUGGUGGUCGUUAAUGAAGGCACUUCUCAAUUAUAUGAGAUCUUAGCGGCAAUAAAUGAUUUGAUGUCCGAAUUGAUAAUAACAAUGCCAAAGACAGGAAUUGGGAUCUAUUUAUACAAUUGUACUACGGCUAAGGAUAAUAAAGUCAAUGUUAAACCAAUCAAUUCUGUACCCCAUGCUUAUAAACUAUUUGGAUUAGCGGAUUUGAAUAUCCAUAACAUGAAAUUACUAAAUGAUUUCUUAGAUGAUCAUCGUAACGGACUAAUUGAUAUUAAUAAAGCUUUCAUUCCUGAUGAUCCCAGUAAGAAACUGUCUGGGUUCGAUCCUGCGGUGUUGCCAAAAUUGCUAACUAAGCUAAUGGGUGAACUCAAUAAGAAAUCGAAAUACAAUCUGAAAAAAGUGGUUUGGUUCACAAGUAACGAUAAUCCAUUGUUAGGAGAUGAGAAACAUAAAGAAUCUAUGUGGAGAAUCAUAAAUGAUUACUCCCAAAACUAUUACUAUAUCGACCCUAUUUUCUUGGACAAGUUCGAUCCCAGUCUGGGUGAAAAACUCCCCUUUGAUAUGAGUAUUUAUCAAGACAUCUUUAUCAACACCAACUACUUGAAUAAUAGGAAACGGAGAGCUCAGGUCGAUGACGAUGAUGACAGUGAUGGUAAGAAGAAAAGGAACGACUACCUUUCAAGCAACUCAAGGGGUUUCAAAGACUUGUUGUAUGAUGGCUUAUCAGCUAAUUCUAAUAAGUUCAAGAGUACUACUAUUACCAAACAAAUCCGGGCUUCUAUUUUCCGAUUGAAAGAGAUUAAACGAAUUGUAUUCAAUUGCAAUCUUAUACUUAGUGAUGGUGAAGAAACUGGUGGCAAUCUUGGAUGUACAGUUAAGGGGUAUUCCAUAUACAACCAUGAAUCCAUCAGACGUACAAAACAUGUGUAUCCCCAUCUGGAGCAUCUAAAGCCCAUUUAUUUGGAUACGGUACUAAUUAAAGAGUCACUGGGUGAUCCUCUUGAAUUACCUCCUAAACACCAUAAGAAAUCUCAAAGACAAAGAGAAGAAGAAGCAAGUGUGAUGAAAGGGUUGGAAUUACCAAAAGAGAAAGUCAUCUACUUCAACGAUGAACAGGUAUCGUUCAUGAAAAGUUCUAUUUUCGAUAACAGAAUGAAGGAGAAUAAUACUGAAAGUUUGGAUGAUAAUAAUGAUGAAGAUGACAAUGAAAUGAAGACUAACGUUUCAUUAUCAUAUGCACCAUAUUUAAAGCUUCUUGGAUUCAGAGAUAUCUCCAAUUUCCAACCAUAUUAUAAUUUAGUACCUCCUAUAUUUGUUACUGCUGAUUUAGACAACGGGCUUAGAUCAUACUCUUUAGGUGGAGGUUAUUCCAAUUCGUUCAAGACAUUUUCUGCGCUUUACCAACAGUGUCUUAAACUAAAGAAAUUCGCACUAGUUUUCGGUCCAUAUAAGCGUAAUGCUACGCCAUGUUUGUAUGGAAUGAUCCCAUCACUACUCACAUUCCCUUCUGAUCUGAGAUUCCCCGAGGGGUUCUUGAUGGUGAGAUUACCGUGGUUAGAAGAUGUUAGAUCACUCCCUAAUGACUAUAUUGACCAAGGCACUGCGUAUAGCAGUAGUGAUAAUGAACUAGUUGGGAAAUUCAAAGAGCUUAUCAACCAUUUUUCAAUGGAUGCCAUUGAACCCAAGGAGUUCCCAAAUCCGGCAUUGAACUAUUUUUAUUUGAUUAUGAAGUACAAUUUACUUCAAAUGGACAUUACUGAAUGUGAUCUAACGGUCGAAGAUAAGCUCAAAGAAAUCCUCCUAAAUAAUAGACAACUAAUCAUGAAUGAUGAUACUAUCCUUGAUUUAAUCAAAGAUAUCAAACUACACCUAGUUCAAGAACUUAAUGAUAUGCCCUCAUUGGUUCCUUCAAAUGUGAAAAAGUCUAAAUUACAAGUGCAAAAGACAUUUUCCACAGAGAACCUUUCGCCAGAUGAAAUUAUACAAUCAUGCUUCAAACAUCAAGAUUGGAAACAAAGUACCGUUGCUAUGCUUAAGUCAUUUGCCAAGCUGAAGUCUAUCGUUGUUGAUGGGAAGACAAAACAAGCAUUUAUUGAUGCUAUAUCAAACUACUUGGAAGGUGGCAUAUGA